Aegilops tauschii subsp. strangulata is the source of this 1042-nucleotide messenger RNA. RefSeq lists its product as uncharacterized. The record is from RefSeq and is a predicted model, not a curated record. Lineage: Eukaryota; Viridiplantae; Streptophyta; Magnoliopsida; Poales; Poaceae.
CAGAAGAUGCCAAGGCCAAACAAGUGGCUGUGCGCCUGUGCCACUCCUCUGCCCCUAGACUGUUGGCCCGGCCGGAGCUCCGGCAAAAGGAAUGGCCUUGCAGCGCCCCGCCCCGGCUACUCCCCUCCCCACAUGCCAUCACCGCCAGAACGCCGGCGUGCUCCUCCAGCGGCCAUCCCGGCGCCGUUUCCGGCCGAACGCGCAGAAAAAACCCGGGUCCGCGAGCCCGCGCACCGGCACGCCGUCCGGCUCCGAGUCGGACAACGUGGUCCUCAAGGCCGCCUGGUACGGCUCCGAGGCCCUCGGCAUCGCUGCGUCCUUCUUCCGGCCGCCGUCUCCUGAGGCCGACGCCGGUGCUACAGACGACGGCCCGUCGGAGUUCCAGCCCGUUGGCCGCGCGCAGGUCGCCGAGGCCAUCAAGGAUGACUUCGCGCGGUCAUACUUCGUCACAGGAAACCUCACGCUCGGGGCCUACGAAGACGACUGCGAGUUCGCCGACCCGGCGGGUUCAUUCAGAGGCCUGCAACGCUUCAAGAGGAACUGCACCAACUUCGGGUCACUGCUGGAGAAGUCCAACAUGAAGCUAACGAGAUGGGAGGAUGUCGAGGACAAAUCGAUCGGGCACUGGCGUUUCAGCUGCGUCAUGUCGUUCCCGUGGAGGCCCAUUCUCUCCGCAACCGGGUACACGGAGUACUACUUCGAUGCCGAGUCGGGGAAGGUGUGCAGGCAUGUCGAAAACUGGAACGUCCCCAAGAUGGCGCUCCUGCGGCAGAUAUUCAGGCCCAGCAGAUGGGUAUGUGAGAAAGAGAAACGCUAGAACGUGACCGAAGAUCCGUCCACCUAUGCUCAGGUUACGUUAGGAGGGCAAACGGGCGUGACGAGUUUGUUGCUUCCUUUGUUGCUCGCUUGGUACCGCAGCGCCCAGUUUGUAAACUAUAGCGUGCACUCUGAGAGUACAUGGAAGUUUUUCCGGACAACAUACGAGUGUAACUUGUUCGAGUUCCGUAUGAUCAUCAAAACUCAAAAGGGGUCUAUCAGCAAA